Molecule: messenger RNA, 1629 nt
Organism: Knipowitschia caucasica
Lineage: Eukaryota; Metazoa; Chordata; Actinopteri; Gobiiformes; Gobiidae
Source: the annotation of a GenBank genome assembly
AUGAUUUGGACGAUCAUUUUACUUAUCCAAGCGGCCAUCCUGUACUGUAUACUAACCCACAGAAAAAGAUACAAGACUGAUCCUCCGCUGGACAAAGGCAUUAUCCCAUGGCUGGGACAUGCUCUUGAAUUUGGGAAAGAUGCAUUUAAGUUUCUCGCUCGAAUGAAAAAGAAACAUGGGGACAUCUUUACAGUGCGUGUGGCCGGACGUUAUGUGACUGUCCUCCUGGACCCUUUCUCAUACGACCUGGUUCUGACUGACAGAGACAGCCUGGACUUCUCCCAAUACGCAACAGUGCUGAUGGACCGGAUCUUUCAGCUGAAGCUCCCACAUCACAUGCAAAAUCAAAGCAAAGUCAUAAUGAAAAAGCACUUUCUUGGCAUGAAUCUGAUCGGCUUAAACACCUCCAUUGGACGUCACUUGCACAAUUUGAUGAAAGCCGAGCUCUCCGUGAACCAGAAAGACUGGAAAGAGGAGGGACUCUUCAACUUUUCCUACAGCCUGCUUUUCAAGGCUGGGUAUCUCACGCUCUUUGGCGAACAGAACAACAAUGUCACAGACCCAUCAAAAAUAUAUAAAGAGUACAGAACGUUUGAUGGGCUACUAACAAAACUAGCAAGAGGCACGCUGAAGCCAGAAGAGAAGAAAUUGUCUCAGUCUGUUCGUCAGCGGCUGUGUGCACUUCUGUCUCCUGUGGGGGGAGGCGAGGAGGACUCUGGAGCCGGGUCCUGGGUCCACAGCUACAGGCGGAUGCUUCAGGACGAGGGAGUGGAUCAUGACACCCAAAACAAGGCCCUACUCAUGCAGCUCUGGGCCUCUCAGGGGAACGCGGGGCCAGCUGCAUUUUGGCUCUUGGGAUUUCUUCUGACCAAUCCAGACGCAAUGACAGCAGUGAAGAAGGAGUUUAGAGGGAUCUCACAAACAAGUGAAACAUGUUUAUUCAAUGUGAAAACUCCAGUGUUCGACAGUGCUCUUGAAGAAACUCUCAGACUCACUGCUGCCCCCUUCAUCACAAGAGAGGUGGUGCGUGAGAAAACCAUCCACAUGUCAGAUGGCCAAGAGUACCGGCUCCGGAAAGGGGACAGACUCUGCCUGUUCCCCCUCCUCAGUCCUCAGAUGGACCCAGACGUUCACAGUGAGCCCCAGAUAUUCAAACACGAUCGUUUCUUGAAUCAAGAUGGAUCGCCAAAGACUGAUUUUUACAAAAGAGGAAGAAUGUUAAAAUAUUACACAAUGCCAUGGGGCGCAGGAGUCAACGGCUGCGUGGGGAGGCAGCUGGCCAUCCACAGCAUCAGACUGUUUGUUUACAUGGUGCUGACAAAGUAUGACAUUGAGUUGUGUGACCGCAACGCACACAUGCCUGAUGUUAACACAAGCCGUUAUGGGUUUGGGGUUUUGCAGCCGGAGGGCGAGCUGCAGAGCAGUCACAAGGACUGGAGGUGUGCUCAGUGGUGCUCAGGGGGAGGGACGCUGGAGUCUCGCUGUGACACGGCUCUUCAGGGGUUAAACUGGAGGCUGCUGCUGCGCGCAGAGAGGCGGCUUCUGGAUCACUGUCCCCCACAUGCGCCUGGACUGACACCCGCCACAGAGACCUGCCUCCCCGCCUCUGCUCUCCUCGCUACUUGUUGA